GUCUGCUUCAAGCUUACACCACAACCUGGCUCCAUGGUGCUUCUCUUCUCCACUCUUUACUAUAUUCUCUCUGAGCUUUUCUUCUGCCAAUUUUCUUCUUCCAUGAUCCAGGGAAGGUUUCACCUAUCUUUCCUGCAAAACCAACAUUUGUUUCAAUUUCAACUGUUCUGCACAAACCUGUGUUGUUUUUUUGUCUCUUUGGUUUGGUGGGUUCCCCACUGAACAUGGCAACUGAAGCUACAGACUCUUCCAACCACAAAAAUAACCAAGGCCAUGGCACCACUGGAAGUAGAACUGAUACCCCAAUUCAAAAGGGUCCAGCAUCAUCUGAAAUAACAGAGGAAUUUCCAAGAGAUCAACAUGGGACAAGGCAAAACCUGAUCGUGGAUAUACCUGCAGUAUCUCAGGAGGAACAGAAAGAAGAUUAUGUGAGGAUAAACAUGCCUCUAACUCCACCUCCAAGAAGAGUGAUUUUUUCCCCUUGCCCAAGUCCUGUUUACCCAAGAAGCAAAGAAUCCCCAGGUCCCUCUUCAUCAAAAAGUAGAUCAAAUAUUAAAGCCUUUCUUCCUAAACUCAGUUUUAAAUUUCGUAACACAAGUUCGGAGAUUGAAAAGGCUGCUUUCCUAGCACUUGGAGGAUCAGCAACAGUGGCACCAAAAAGGCCUUUUCUUUCAAGGACAUUAUCUCUUGUCACUCCUAGAGGGAAGAAAACGUCAUCUUUACCCGUAACCCCAAUUGCUCAUUCAAAUCCUGGGUCUGUACAUGGCGGGAACAUGGCUUAUGCAGAAACAGUUGAGAUUGAAAUGAAAUUACCAAUUCAUCGUUCUCGUUCAGUACCUAUGCUUAACAAAGAAGGUAGCUCACCCGUACCUGGUAUGUUUCGUAUAGUUCCGACCACAUUACGAGUGGAUGAUAAAAUCGCCGCAACACCUAUGACAUCUCCAAUUCAUGAUACUGUUCACAAUGAGGAUGGUGGUGAAGAUAUUCCGGAAGAAGAAGCUGUUUGUAGAAUUUGUAUGGUUGAACUUGGAGAAGGUGCUGAUACUUUUAAAUUGGAGUGUAGCUGCAAAGGUGAGCUUUCAUUGGCACACAAAGAGUGUGCAGUCAAAUGGUUUACCAUUAAAGGUAAUAGAACAUGUGAUGUGUGCAAGGAAGAGGUUCAGAAUCUACCUGUCACUCUUUUACGAGUUCAAAACGGUCAGGCCCAUAACAUACUGGGGUCAGACGCUUCUCAUUAUAGGGUUUGGCAGGAUGCUCCCGUUCUUGUUGUUAUCAACAUGCUGGCUUACUUUUGUUUUCUGGAGCAGCUUCUUGUGUCUAAUAUGGGAUCCGGUUCUAUUGCCAUGUCUCUCCCAUUUUCUUGUAUAUUGGGUCUUCUUGCAAGCAUGACAGCAACAACAAUGGUGAGGAGAAAUCAUGUUUGGAUUUAUGCAACUGUUCAGUUUUGUCUGGUGGUUCUUGCUGGGCAUCUUUUCUUUUCAUUGAUUCAUAUGCAAGCUGUUCUUGCUAUCCUACUAGCUACACUCACUGGCUUUGGAGUUGUAAUGUGUGGAGCUUCUAUUCUUAUGGAGAUUUUAAAGUGGAGGAGGAGAUCCCUUGCUCAGUCAAAUCAACAGCAAGGUUCCCAAGAUGCAGUGCCACCAGAUCAAUCUUCUACAGUUGCUCAUCAAGUUCAGACUGCUUCUGAACAAACUGAGAGCAAUCUGGGAGAGUCUCCUCAACAGAGGAGUUGAGACAGAAUAUUGGCUUAAACAUAUUUUGGUCUCUAAAAUAUGACCUUUUUUCUAUUUUAAUCUCCAUUUAAAUUUUAAUUAUUUUUGGUCACUAUAUUUAAUACGAGUAAUACGUUUCUACUCCCUUACAAGCUCCAUCAAGUAUUAAAAGCACAUUUUUUAAACAAAAAAAAAUCAAUGAAACAGUGUUUACUUUUGGAACAACAGAGGUUGUAUUUUCAGGACCAAAAAUAUGUUUAAGCUAUUCGCUGAAAGUAUCUGGUUGUAUAUAAUGUGCAUAUUGUAUAGACAAGUUUGGACACGCUGGACUCUUGUUUUUGUUUUCUGAUGCCAUGAUACAUACAGGAAUAGACAUGUAUCAUGUAUGGCAUGAUUGGCAUCCAUUGUUCCAUCUCUCAUAAAAACACAGCAAUACUUGUACAAUAAUUGCUUGAUGCAAAGUUGAAGAAUGGUUGAUUUUGUGCUACAAUAAUGGUUGAAGUUUCACAUUCCAAUU
This is a messenger RNA of Vigna unguiculata (cowpea), 2229 nucleotides long. RefSeq lists its product as uncharacterized. Lineage: Eukaryota; Viridiplantae; Streptophyta; Magnoliopsida; Fabales; Fabaceae. The record is from RefSeq and is a predicted model, not a curated record. Gene Ontology annotation, molecular function: zinc ion binding.